Cucurbitaria berberidis CBS 394.84 is the source of this 923-nucleotide messenger RNA. RefSeq lists its product as uncharacterized. Lineage: Eukaryota; Fungi; Ascomycota; Dothideomycetes; Pleosporales; Cucurbitariaceae. Bases 135 to 923 code for a protein of 262 amino acids. The record is from RefSeq and is a predicted model, not a curated record. The transcript has 2 exons.
AUGGACUCGUCGCCGCACGUGAUGCGGCGUCACGUCCAAUCCCCAGUUCUGGUAAAUUUGGUGACCCACCGGAAAGCUUACUCUCCUCCGUCUUUGACCAACAUCACCCAAAGGUAAUCGCACCCACUGUCCACAUGUCCGCCCCACGCGCCCUGGCCCAGCGCUCCAUUCACCUGAGGAUUUUGCCGCGACCUUCGAAUCUGUCCGAGAGUCGCGAGAUCUUUCGUGUGCUGCAGCGCUUCGGCGAGGUCAGCACCUUCAAGUAUCUGCGCUAUGAAUACCAGAACCCAGCAGACAACGUCGCCCUGGCCAUCUACCGUGACGAGAACUCGGCCCAACGCGCCCUCAAUGCCUCUCCCAUACGCUUUGCCCUCGAGAGAGUCGUAGAAGCCGACAGCGAACCUACCCAGCCCCCAGACAAAGACGAAGACGACCCUCUGAACCUCCCCAAAACACCCACCAAACACGGCAUCAACGACAUGCUCCGCCCCUCGCAACUCUUGACCCGCACCCUCCCGUCCACAACCCACGCACCCCCCCACUCUCCAUCCUCGAAACAGCCGCCAAUGCCAUUCGAACCUGUCCCCUCACCCCCUCAAUCCAAUCCCCAAAAGAAGAACUGGACCAAAUUAUUCAGUAUAACCGUUGACCGCUCGCGCGCCGUCCACCAAGACUUCAUUGAACGACAACCCUACUGGAAGCAGUUCCACCCCAUGAAAUCCAUGGCCCAAGAAGAUCUAGCCAAGCAGGUACCCCAUAUUGGCUUGAGCGAUGUGACUAAACGGCCGCCGAAUGCCCAUCGCACCCCGAAUCGUGUAUUGCGCAUCAUGAGUAACUAUGUGGAACGUAAAAUGCCGACGUUGCGGGGGAUGGCGGAGAAUAGUGAACAGGAUACGAGAUUCAGGGAGAGAAGGGGGCUCUGA